UAUAAGUAUAUUAGAUGAUGAAUUUAACUUUUUAAAUUCUGUUAUAUUAGGUUAUAUUGUAUUGCCACAAAUACCAGUAUUGUAUAAAAAUUGUUAUUAAACAUAGGAAAAUGAUUUUAUCUGAAAUCAUGCUUAAUUCAAGAAAAUCUUUAUGUAGCCAUUUAAUAUUUUAUUGUACAAACAAAAUGUAUAGAUCACAUUUAAGAAAGUUUUAUAACUAUCAAACAUUUUAUCAAUGUUAUAAAAAGGAAUCAAAAAUUAAACCCCAAUCUGAUACAUUUUAUAAUUCCAAUAUCGAUAAAAAUAAUCUCAGAGAAGUAAAUAAGUCUAUGCAGAAACAGAAAGAGCAAGAUACAAAUGUACCGAAUUUUAACGAUUUUGCAAUUAGGAAAACAAAUCUUGAAAAAAUUUAUCCAUAUCCUAAGCAAAAUCUUAACCUUAUCUAUAGUGCUGUAUAUAAAGAAUUCAAUAAGUUAUGCAUAUCAUAUACAUAUUCAGUAAUAAAAGGGAAUAUUAAGAAAAUGAAGUGUACCAUUGAUGUCACAUGGCCUUAUGAAGCAUCCUUUUCCAAUAUAGCAUCAAACAAAAAGAAAGCUGCACAUGAUGCAGCAUUAAUGUGUUUAGAUUGGCUAUAUAUGAAUGGGAAAAUUAAAGAUUGUAAACCUAUAUUAUAUGAUAAUAAAAGUAAACACAGUCUUUAUAAAUCUCAACAAUCUGUUAAUAUUAAUCUUUCACCAGAGUUCACAAGUAAAAUACAAUCUUUGAUUGAUACUUUUAAUAAUGAAGUAAAAUCUAUAAUAACAACACCAUGUGCUACUGAACUUAAUGAAGACAGUUCGGAAAAAGAAUCGGAAGAUAAUCUUUCAUUACAUGAUGAUUUUGCUGAAAUGCAUAGUAAUCAUUCAAUAAGGAAUGUAAAAAUAAGAAGAUAUAGAGAUACAACAGAUUUGCUUAUUAUUAAUUAUAAGGAAAAAUUACUUAAUGCUUUAGAAAAUAACCAGGUUUUGAUAAUUAAAGGAGACACUGGUUGUGGCAAAAGUACCCAAGUUCCACAGUUCAUACUGGAUAAAUACAUAAAACAAAAUAAAACACAUGAAUGUAAUAUAGUUGUGUCAGAACCUCGUAGAAUAUCGGCUAUUUCUUUGACUGAACGUGUUGCGUUUGAAAGGGGUGAAAAAAUAGGCAAUAAAAUAGGUUAUCAUGUUCGUUUUGAUAAUAAAACGCCAAGAACAAGUGGCUCAAUUUUAUAUUGCACAGCUGGCAUACUCCUGCAAAAAUUAAGACAUAAUCCUACAUUAAAAGGAGUAUCACACGUAAUUAUAGAUGAAGCUCAUGAAAGAAAUCUACAAACAGAUAUGUUGCUAAUGUUAUUUAAAGAUAUGUUGGAACACAAUCCACAUGUAAAACUUAUAGUUAUGUCUGCAAGUAUAAACACAGAUGUAUUACAACAAUAUUUUUCCACCACAGUUAUUGAUGUCCCUGGAAAAUUACAUGAUGUAAAAAUGCAUUUUUUGGAUGAUAUUGAUUUUUUAAAUGAGAACUCAUCAAAUCGGAAUACUCCUAUGAAAAUAGAAAUUCCUUUCAAUAACAUAGUGCGUCUAAUACAAUGGAUUAUUAAAGAUAAACCACCUGGAGCUAUUUUAUGUUUUCUCCCCGGUUGGAAAGAAAUUAAGGAGUUAUAUAACAUGCUCCAAUCUAAAAUUAGUAAUUUAUUAAUAUUACCACUUCAUUCUAAAGUUUCAAAUAAUAACCAGCAAGAGAUUUUCAGACCAGCCCCUGAUAAUAUUACAAAGAUUAUUUUAGCUACAGAUAUAGCUGAAACUGGUAUUACCAUCCAAGAUAUAAGAUAUGUUAUAGAUACUGCUGUUAAGAGAGAAGUAAGAUGGAAUAAACGGAAGCUUCUAUUCAGUUUAGAUUUUAGUCUAAUAUCACAAGCCAAUAUUUGUCAGAGGAAAGGAAGAGCUGGACGUGUAAAAUCUGGUGAAAGUUAUCACUUAAUUACUCGAAAACAAUAUAAUGAAUUAGAUCUAUAUCCGAAACCGGAGGUAUUAAAAAUUCCAUUGGAAGAAGCAAUUAUUAUUAGUAAAACAUUAUCUGAUAAGAAAGCAUUGGAUUUCUUUAAUAAUAUGAUUGAUCCACCGAAUAUUAGUUCAAUAAUUUCUGCUGUAAAUAAUUUGAAAAUUUCUGGUUUUCUCGAUAAGGAUGAAAAUUUUACAAGUUUGGGCGAACGUGUUUCGUAUAUUUCGUUGCAACUGAAUUUAAGUAAAGCUGCAGUACUUUCCUGCGUUUUGCAGUGUCUUAAUCCUGUGUUAUCAAUAAUUACUACAUUUUCUUCUUUUAAUGGACAUACUCUUUCGUUAAAUGAAAUAUCAAGUCCCUCUAGAGUUUUGAAAGAAAAAACGUUGGGAUUUCACGAAACAAGUGAUCAUAUUGGUAUAUUAAAAUAUUUUCAACAUAUGAAGUACAGUGAUAAUAACUCGUUAUUUGCUGCCAUGCAGGAUGCUGAUCAAAUUGAUUUUAAAAAAGUCUUUGAUGUGACACAAAAGCUGUUUUCGACAUAUGUAAAUGAACUUGUGAGCAGUGGAAUGGUUUCAGAGACAUCUGAUUUUAAUUAUUUGAAUGCAUAUUCUUGUAAUAAUGAAUUGAUUCGAGCGAUCUUAUUUGCUGCUACGAAUCAUUUGAUAAAAAGAAAUGUUUAUGGAUAUAAAAAAGGAUCUUUUUCAAACAAGGCAAACAUAUUAAUGACUGAGGCUAACCAAGUCGUUAAAAUUAAUAGUGGGAGUGUAAAUUACAAUAGAACAACAUGGCCAAGUGAGCUUUUGACUUACAUCAAUAAGAUGGAGUUUGUUAAAAGAUAUUCUUGUGUAGUUUCUGAUACUAGUAUGAUAUCACCAUUAUCGGUCCUAUUAUUCAGUGAAGCUGAUGUUGAGUGUGAAAAGAUACAAAACAAUGUUUCCACCGAAGAAGAACAAAUUUGUAUUAGGAUAAAUAACAUAAAGAAUUUAAAUUUGUUGUGUAAACCCGAAAUCGCGGACAUGCUAUUACAACUUCGAAGUAUGUUGUGGGGUAUCGUGCAUUUUAUAAUUAAAUAUGAAGGUAAAAAUGGUUACCAAGAUAAGCUAGAGUUAGUUCAACCAUUUAGAGACAAUUUAAUGGUUUUAAUUUCAAAAAUAUUGACGGAAUCGUCACGACAUAUUGACAAUACAUCAGAUGUAAACGAAAAUUUAAGAAUACAAAAUUAGAAAAAUUUAAACAAUGAACAUUUUUGUGACACCGUAUUACAGAAUCUUUAAUUCUAUGUUAAUAUUUAGAA
Bombus impatiens (common eastern bumble bee) is the source of this 3313-nucleotide messenger RNA. Its product is annotated as ATP-dependent RNA helicase DHX30. Bases 111 to 3242 code for a protein of 1043 amino acids. Gene Ontology annotation, molecular function: DNA helicase activity; ATP binding; G-quadruplex RNA binding. Lineage: Eukaryota; Metazoa; Arthropoda; Insecta; Hymenoptera; Apidae. Gene Ontology annotation, cellular component: nucleus; intracellular anatomical structure; cytoplasm. The transcript is spliced from 13 exons. The record is from RefSeq and is a predicted model, not a curated record.